Aspergillus candidus is the source of this 3813-nucleotide messenger RNA. RefSeq names its product GTPase-activating protein RGD2. Bases 503 to 3157 code for a protein of 884 amino acids. Gene Ontology annotation, cellular component: division septum; plasma membrane; cell division site. Gene Ontology annotation, biological process: cytoskeleton organization; small GTPase-mediated signal transduction. Gene Ontology annotation, molecular function: GTPase activator activity. Lineage: Eukaryota; Fungi; Ascomycota; Eurotiomycetes; Eurotiales; Aspergillaceae. The record is from RefSeq and is a predicted model, not a curated record. The transcript is spliced from 5 exons.
CUCCUCAACAACGCCUUACCGGUCCUUCCCCCUCCACACCCUCUCUCGCUCGUCCGUUCAACAUCUCCUACCGCCGGACUCCUGCUUCUCUUCCUUCGUCACUCUUAUCUUUACCCGCCUUCGCGUUCCAACCCGACCCAAGGUCCCGGCCAACCGGUCAAUGCGGGAGAGCCGCCUUGGACUGCAAGAGAUUUCCCAGCACCGUGUUGGAGACCGUCGUGAAAAUCGCCCUAGUCGCUCUUUGUUCGUCUAGAUUUGGGUCUCAACAGGAAACAACGCCGCUACUCUUUUCUAUAACCCUCCCUUCAAUUUGAUUUGUGGUUCUGGGGGAAUUUUGCCUUUCUUUGCGGGGGAGAACUUGGUUGACCGAGUCAUUCUUAUUUCCUUCUGUACCUCGUUUUUGCCUUUCUUUUGGGGAGUGAUAGAUCGGCCCUGGUUUCUUGAUAUUCCGCGUGCAAUCUGAUUUCAACCCUCUGGUUUCUGUGAGACUCCGCCCGUCGCGAUGCCUGGAUUUGCCGAUUCCUUCUGGACCCCGGACUAUGCCACCGGUCUCGGGGUGCUGUACGGGAAGCUGCAGCAGGGGGUUGCUGAGAAUAAGCAAAUCCUCACGAUUGCUUCUAUGCGUGCGGAUGCUGAGGACCAAUAUGGGGUCAAACUCGGGGAUAUCGCGCCGAGUGUCGAUCGCAUAUCGACGGGGUUUGGAAAGGAUGAUGGGGCCAGUGUGAGGAAGGCCUACGAAGGCGUACGCACUGAAAUGGUCGAAUCAGCCAAGAAUCACCAGAAGAUCGCAUCCAACAUCCGGGAGCUGGUCGUCAACCCGUUUCGCCGCUGGUGCAACCAGCACGAGGCUCGCAUCGAACACUCCCACGACGAUCUCCAAGCGCGAAUCAAGGAACACACGAAGCAGGUCGAACUGGUCAAGAAGCUGCGCAGCCAUUAUUUCAACAAGUGUCGCGUCGUUGAGGACCUGGAGGAGGAGAACAAGCUCGCGUUCCAGGCCCCCGAAAUCAGCCCGCAAGCCAAGCCGCCCCCCAAGAUUGUCCUGCCGGAUGACCAGGCGCAGGAGGAAGAAGAGCCGCUGGAGAUUGGGGACCGAGUGUACUCACCCGAGGACCUCAAGACUCUCCUGACCCACAUGUUGGACAACAUCAAGAUCGGCGAGAUCAAGGUGCCCAUCCUUGGUGUCUACCAGAACACCUCGAGCGGCGCGGACAUCGUGGAAUACACGCAGCAGUUUAUGAACGGCACCAGCAUCACCUACGCCGAGAAGAUCGGACAGGACAUGGUCGACAACGGCCUCCUCCGUUUGGUCGGGAACAUGGGGAGUACGUUUGCGAACAGUUCCAAGAUGCGCUACCAGUGGCGCCCCAAAGUGUUCCAGAUCACCGGCGUUCCCGAGAAGAAGAAGCCUCUGAUGCGCGUCUCCUCAGCGGCCUCGAGCGAAGACGGCAGUGAAUCCCCAAUCGCCUCGGUCUCGGAAAUGCUGGCGGGCUGGAACCCUCUCAACAACCCCUACCCGAACGAGACCCCGGCGGAGAAGCUGCGCCGGGAGGCCCGCGAGGCGGACGAACGCUACAAGAGUGCCGUGAAGAAGCUGGAUUUCAUCCGGUGCAAGCUCGAGCAGGAAAUCGUCGAAAACCUGCAGUUCAUGGAGCAGUGCGAGUUGGACCGUCUCAAGGCGAUCAAGGCUGUCGUUCUGGACUUCUCUGGUGCCAUCAGCAAUGUGAUCCCGAAUCUGCAGAGCACCGUGGAUCACAUGAUGCUAUACCAGGAGACCAUCCAACCUCUCGGCGAUCUGAGGUAUCUCCUUGAAAACUACCGCACCGGCGGUUUUGUGCCCCGUGUGCAGGCGUAUGAGAACUAUUACGGCUCUGUCGAAGAUCAAAAUUUCGGCGUCGACCUCGAGGCGAGAGCGCGGGCUGACCGCAAGCGCGUUCCCAUCCUCGUGACCACUAUCUUGACCUUCUUGGACAACCGCUAUCCCGAACUCGAGGGUGAUGAGGCCCGCCGCGGAAUCUGGCUGUACAACGUUCCGUUGGCUGCAACCCACCACCUCCGCAACGCCUUGAACAAUAGUACUGCGGACUAUCGCGAUGUCUUAGAGAAGUUCGAGGUUCCCGUUGCGGCCAGCGUGCUGAAACUGUACCUUCUCGAGUUGCCCGAUUCCCUUGUUUCCUCCCAGGUCUACGACAUCGUUAAGACGAUCUAUUCCACCACGGCCCACGAGACCACGGAGGAAGGACGGAUCAAGGUCCUGCAGAGCACCCUCGGACAGCUACGCCUCAACAACAUUGCCACGCUUGAUGCCAUUAUGACUCACUUUACACGAUUGAUUGAUUUGACUUCCGCCGACGAAGGCUACGUUUCCUCGCUGGCCCAAGCCCUGUCCCCCUGCGUGCUUCGACCCCGCACGGAGAGCAGCCUCACGAUGAACGAGCGCCACAGCUACCGCCUAAUCCGCGACCUGUUCGCCCACAAGGAUACCAUCUUUGGCGAGUUAAAGCGCCAGUCGACUAUCCUCGGAAGCGCGGCAACCACCACCGCCAGCAACAACCACCGCCCCCGUGCCGUGAGCACCGACGAGAGUAACCGCCGCGCGGCCAUGGAGGCUCGGAACCGCGCCAUCGUGGACCGCAGUCGCGCCCACAGCCCUGCAGCACCCCCCCGCAAGCACCGACGGGAUCGUUCUAGUGGCCCCUCGGAAACCAAGCGCUUCCCGAUCAACGUGGCGAGUCCCACCGAACGACGCACCACAGUCACCUCCCGCAACAGCCUGGAGGUUCCGAUCCGCAACGGCUCCCCGACUGAAGAACCGGAGCAGCUGACGACCGUGGACAUCAACGCGGCCGAGCCCAUCGGCACCAAUGGUUCCCUGACGGAGUCUCCGGCGUCAGCCGGCAGCAACGGAAGUCCCUUCGGCGCGUCCAGCCCCCCGCCGGCCAAUACGUCCGACGACUCGCCCACGCCUACACCCACGCCGUCACUUCCCGAGUCUGAAAGGCGCUCGUCCACCCCGCGGACCGUGUUCACCCGCAAGCCCGGCCUGGGCAGCAUUUCCAGCUUCCCCAGCGACGCCGGAACAGACAGCAAGCGAAGCAGCAUCGCCACCAGCGAACCAAAGGGAGUCACCCUGGAAGACAAGCCCAUGGACGAUUAGAUACGAACCGGCUGUCACGCUUCGGCCACUGCAUCCAUGCCAUGCCAUGUCAUCUCCUGAUUGAGCGGACGCAAGGUGCGCAAAAUGCAGACCGUUAUGGCACUACAGACGGACCCAUGUCCUGACUACCACGCGCUCGACCAGCUGACAUGGUGCAUACAUGUAUCUAUUUUAAAAGUGAGCUUGGGUAUAAACCACCAACCGGGUUUCCUUGUUAUUGUUUUAUUUUUGGCAGUCAGUCAGCCCUUGGGCACAAACUUCCAGCCGGCUUGGAAGUAAUGUGCGCACGCCGCACAAGAUAGAUAAUGGUGUUUUGCUUACUUGCUUGCUUGUCUUGUCUUGUCUAUUUGAUUGAUUCAUUUCGUUUGAUUUUUUCCUCUCCCCAACAAACCAACCUUGUACUCAAAAUCAGGCUGUAAAGCGUCCCGCACUCCUCAUCCUUUGGAUUAUUAUUAUCAUCUAACCCUGCUGUCCAUUAUUAUCACCCCCCCACCACCGACCCAAACUCUGUUAUCCAUAUCCAUACCCGAUGCCAACCGCUAUGUAUCUUUACAACCAUAUACUACAUUUACCUACCUAUAUUGAUUGAUUCCUAUCAUUUUGUGUAUGUAUGCAUACGUGUCUGUCUACGUAUCGAACGAACGCCCUUUUCGCGG